AUUUAGUUAUUAAUAAAUUGAUCUACUCCAAAAUAGCCGAAGAAACGUAGCGCGAAUAAAAAUGAGAAUAAUAUACGAUACUGAUGCCCUCAAAUUCCCACCUCUUAUUUUUCCUGUUCUCGUCUUCUCCAUCUUCUUAUUCGAAAAUUCUAUGACACAGAGAAUGGACCUCCUCACCAAAAUUCCGUCAUUCUUUCGAUCAAACAUGAACCACCAUUGUUGUAAUUAUCAUCUUCAUAAUUGUUGACAUGCCACCGCCGCCGAUCAGAAACAACCACACCAACCUUCUCCAAAACCCCAACAACAACCUCCCAACCCUACGCGAUCUCCUCCUCACGGCCCUCUCCUUCUGUUUCCUCUUCUCUUCCUCCACCACCAGAGCUACCCUCUUCUCCAAAACCCCAUUUCUUCAUUUCCCUUCCUCCCCUCGCCGCUUUCUCAAAAUCCCCAUCAUGUCCCUCCACCACUUCUCCACCCCACAGUCCCUCUCCGACUGGCUCAAGCCGCGCCUGCUCUCCGACUCUCUGGCCUCCUGGGGGGUCAAGCCCGGCACCAAAAACGUCCACAACCUCUGGCUCGAGCUCUCCGAAGGCGAAAGCUCUCUAGCCGACUCAACCCCUCCGGUUCGAACUGUUCACGUCGUCAAGGUACGGAUCAUCGACGAUAAAUUCCGGGUCUUGAUCGAAGCCCACCAAGAAUUAUCGGACGGUAGCGUCCGAAGCCGAGGCCGGCCCUUGUCGGAGAAAAUGAAACCCGGCGAGGACCCCGAAUCGGCCGCUAACCGGGCGGUUAUGGAAGAGCUCGGUUCGAUUUUAGAAGGGUCGGUGAAAGAUUCGGGACAUAGUGGCAUUCUAAAAAUUGUUCCGGGUUCGUAUGAGAAGAAGGUGGAGGAGCGUCAUUCGGCGUCGUAUCCGGGCUUACCGGCAUGCUACGUUUUGCAUUCGGUGGAUGCUUGGUUGGAUGGUUUACCAGAAGGAGAGUUUUGCACUGAGGAGGAGCAUGAGUAUGCGAAUUGCGGAGAGAUGAGUAUUGCUCACGAGGCUGUGUCUGUCAAGAAGCAUUUUUGGAAAUGGGUUAGUCUUGAUUCAGUAAGAUCUUGAUUUGGUUUUCUGAGCUUGAGCUCAAUUUCGUGACUUUUUUUAGGAUAUGAGAGGAAAAAAAAAAAAAAGGCUUCUUCCCAAAUUCACAAUGUAAUGCGGUAAUGGUAUGUUUCUAUCAAUUGUUGGGUUAGAGGAUGUAUGAUGUAGGUCUUAUUAAGAUACUUAACCUUAAAAAUCCUGUAAGAUAAUGUUAUAAGCUUUUUGGCUACAAUUUAUUGCGUAGUUCAUGUCUUUUUUGCCAUUUGAGA
Molecule: messenger RNA, 1348 nt
Organism: Prunus persica (peach)
Lineage: Eukaryota; Viridiplantae; Streptophyta; Magnoliopsida; Rosales; Rosaceae
Exons: 1
Coding region: 249-1100 (283 amino acids)
Source: RefSeq, a predicted model, not a curated record